Molecule: messenger RNA, 1032 nt
Organism: Aspergillus melleus
Lineage: Eukaryota; Fungi; Ascomycota; Eurotiomycetes; Eurotiales; Aspergillaceae
Exons: 6
Coding region: 1-1032 (343 amino acids)
Source: RefSeq, a predicted model, not a curated record
AUGCAGGCGCAGGGUAUCAUGGAUGAUACAUUGGAGAUUACCAGUUUAGCCGUGGAACUGUCGGAUCUCGAGGUUGCCCUUUUGCUUUGUCUGGCAGUGCGCGAACAUUGCCGUAUCGAUACCACGACCGAGAACAUUCAUGACGUUGCUAGAGAGCUCGCCCUGAUCUGUACCAACACUUUUAAUCUUACAUAUGCGGUUCUCGAUUGCUCAGAGGCCACAUCAUUCGAUGAUUUCUGCUCUGACAUCCUGCCAACGGACGCUCGCAGAAGAUCGGCGACUAUCAGGGCCGCAGCUGAGCACAGGGUAGUCGACGUGGUGAUAGCCAAGAAUUUCAACCAUGUCGCUGAAUAUAUUCAGGUUCAAGCUCUUGAGUUGAUGCGCUCGAAGAAACUGGCCCUCAAAGAUGGGGUGCUCGAGGCUCCGGCGGAUUUUCUCUUCGUGCCUCUCUUAGCUCGUCGCUCAGAACAGGAUCAACCGAAGUUGAACCCUCACUUGAACGACCAUUUCAUCAUCUCCCAUUUUCAUGAUGACACCGAUGGUUACAUCUACUUAGAAGAAGACGACGAUUGGCUGUCAGACAGUCAAAUGUCGGCAUCAUCUGUUGUGCGCAAAUCCUCAGCACCGCAGAACAAGCGCAACCCCAACAUCGACCGAAAGACCCUAGAUAAACUGAAACGAGCCAGCAAUGCCGUAACAGCUGGGGCCGACAUUGUCCGGUAUCAGCAGGAUAUUAUUGUGUUCUUUCGUCUCAGCCGUGCAGUCGCAGGAGGCAUAUCAGUUCGCUCUAAUAUCCACUUCAAAACACUUUCAAAACUGCUAGCUACGCUCCACGGGAUAGAUUAUCUCACCCCAUCUAUCGUGGCCUUAGCCGCAAAGAAGGUCUUUCGGCAUCGAAUCAUCGUGGCUAAACCAGAAGAUGACCGCAGUCUCCAGUAUGGGAGUGACUUGAAAACGGUGUCUCAGGUUCUUGCUUACGCUACUCCCGAUACUAUAUUGGAGAGUGUUCUUGCUCUUGAGACUCCUAUCUGA